This is a messenger RNA of Corythoichthys intestinalis (scribbled pipefish), 2732 nucleotides long. It is a transcript of the gene hcrtr2, whose product is annotated as hypocretin (orexin) receptor 2. Gene Ontology annotation, biological process: circadian sleep/wake cycle process; feeding behavior; G protein-coupled receptor signaling pathway. Gene Ontology annotation, molecular function: orexin receptor activity. The record is from RefSeq and is a predicted model, not a curated record. The transcript is spliced from 7 exons. Gene Ontology annotation, cellular component: membrane. Lineage: Eukaryota; Metazoa; Chordata; Actinopteri; Syngnathiformes; Syngnathidae. Bases 110 to 1372 code for a protein of 420 amino acids.
CGGGCAAAGUCAAGCAAACCUCCAAGUCAAUAUCUGUUUAAACUCAUUGCAGAUCGCAACCCAGCAAGCUAAGAAGAAAGAGCAGGAAUAUUGCACUCACACUAUUAUAAUGUCGGGGGCCACCGAGGACCUAACAUGUGAGGAAUGUUUUUCCGCUCAAGGGGCCAACGGUUCCGAGUUAAAUGGACUCUCCAGUGUGGACGACGAUGAACUUCUACACUACAUCUGGACUGAGUAUUUACACCCAAAGCAUUAUGAGUGGGUUCUCAUUGCAGCUUAUAUAUUUGUGUUUUUCGUGUCACUCAUCGGCAACUCAUUGGUUUGUUUUGCAGUAUGGAAAAAUCGCCACAUGCGCACUGUGACCAACUAUUUCAUAGUGAAUCUCUCCCUCGCUGAUGUCCUGGUCACUCUCAUCUGCCUGCCUGCAAGUCUAGUAGUUGAUAUCACAGAGACGUGGUUCUUUGGACAGACACUUUGCAAAGUUGUGCCCUAUCUGCAGACUAUCUCGGUUUCUGUGUCCGUCCUGACGCUGAGCUGCAUUGCGCAAGACCGCUGGUACGCCAUCUGCCACCCGCUGCUGUUCAAAAGCACCGCCAGGAGGGCAUGCAAAAGCAUUGUUAUCAUCUGGGUAGUGUCGUGCAUCAUUAUGAUCCCUCAAGCCAUUGUGAUGGAGAGCAGUAGUCUACUGCCGGCACUCACAAACAAGACCAGUCUGUUCACUGUAUGUGAUGAACACUGGGAAGUCGAGAUCUACCCUAAAGUAUAUCACAGCUGUUUCUUCAUUGUCACAUAUUUAGCACCUUUAUGUCUCAUGGUGUUGGCCUACAUCCAGAUCUGCCAUAAACUGUGGUGUCAACAGAUUCCUGGAAGCUCAUCAGUUUUACAGAGAAAGUGGAAGACCAUGCAGUGCUCGGCGGCAACUGCCGGGCCGGGAGAAUCUGUCCGGGUCAAGACCAGCACUGUUUGUGCUGAGAUCAAACAGAUCCGAGCACGACGCAAAACGGCACGCAUGCUGAUGGUGGUGCUCUUUGUAUUUGCUGUGUGCUACCUGCCAAUCAGCGUACUCAAUGUAAUGAAAAGAGUCUUUGGGACCUUCAAGAACACAAACGACAGAGAGACGGUGUACGCUUGGUUCACUUUUUCACAUUGGCUCAUAUAUGCCAAUAGUGCACUCAAUCCCAUCAUCUACAAUUUCCUGAGCGGGAAGUUCCGUGAGGAGUUCAAAGCAGCCUUUUCUUGCCAUUGUCACAGUCAAGGCCAAGAGAGACCGAAGCGAAUCGGGGCCCGAAUGAGCACGGACAGCCGAAAGUCACUCUCCACUCACGUUAACAACAUGGACAAUGUGUCACACAUAUCAGAUCAAAUAGUGUAAUCAUUGUCAGCAGACAUUUGACUUUUAGGUGCAUUUCAAAAGGUUUUAUUUUUAAUGAAGGCUGGAUGAAAAGCCCACUUACUCAAAGGUGAAGCUCAGUACCUGCACACUGGAAAUUCAUUUCAGUUGCCUUUUAUCAGCUCUCUCACUGUUGUGAUUCUUGUUUUGGUGUUUAUGUAUACCUCUGUUGACAUAACCUAACUCAGCAAAAGAAAAAAAAGUAUAUACCUCAUAGAGACUGAAAUUCUAGAAAAAAAUCACUUUAUAUAUUUCUGUGUAUUUUUUUUUUUUUUUUUUAAUUUCUUGGAAAGAUCUGGCUCCAUCUUCUUGAAAAUGUUACGUUCGUAUAUGGGAACUUGCAUGAGAGGCACUUAUUUUAGUUAUUGCUUGUACCUCUGUUUAGGAAUAUCUCUACAAAUGCUAUUUUCAGGUUACGACAUGUUUACAGGGGAAAUAUUUACCUCUAGUAAAGAAAGAAAUUUCUAUUUAAGAAAGGCAAAAAUACUUGGGAUCGACCGAUAUGGGUUUUUAGGGACCCAUACCGAUUAUUAGUAGUUAGAGGGGCCGAUAACCAAUUUUCGGAGCUGAUAUUCAUUUGGAUUAAAAGUGUUAAAAAUGGUGUAAAACAAACACUGAACUUCAUUGAUAUGCUUAAAAUGUUUAUUGAAUGACAGAAAUAGAAAAUAAUAGCUCCAGACGUAUCUGCAUUUCUGAGACUCAGAAACAUCUCUUAUAAAGUUGAAUGAAAGGUUAAAUAAAUAGCUCUCUGAUUUUUUUCCACAGAAAAAACAAUACAACAAAAAUAUAAUUUCUCACAGGGCUGUACAUUGUGAGCGCUUUGCUCGCAUUUGCAUGCAAAAAUAAUUUGUUGCGAGUAGAGAAAAUAGAAUGGGAGCAAAAGUCAAGAGAUUUGAAGAUGUCUUGAUCCUCAUCUUUUUUCACAUACAAUAAAUCAUUAGUCAUUAUAGAGCUGACAAUUCUUACAGGCUCCGUAUGCCUCCAAUAGGUCUGAUGAUUGGCGGCGUGACCAAUAAAACGUCGGCUGAAAUAUAACGUUACACGAUGUAUUCACUGAGAUGAAAUUCAACUGCGCCUCGUCGAUUGGAGCAUAUGAAACAGCGGGAUUUUAAUCACGGGACAGUGGCAGAGAAGAAAAUUGAGUGCUACUUUAAAAAAUUUUAACCAAGAAGGGAGAGGAAAUUGGUGAGAGAAUUGCAGCAGGAGAUCCUUUCUGGGUCUGACAGUUUCGAGUCUGAAGAUAUGCCGAAGUGUUAGCAGCAACACUGCUAGUAAGAUUUACAAAUUCUUAUUAGCUUAUUUACUAACAACUCUUACUCAAAACUAUGCAUUUUAACUGUAC